This is a messenger RNA of Protopolystoma xenopodis, 237 nucleotides long. Lineage: Eukaryota; Metazoa; Platyhelminthes; Monogenea; Polystomatidea; Polystomatidae. The record is from the annotation of a GenBank genome assembly.
AUGGCUUCGCAAUCCAAUGCUGAUUGUGGGCCGAAGCCCAUCGAGGCCACUGCAACUAUUUCCGGCUACGAGCCUGAAACAUGUUCGAAGGAGCUAAUUGAAGACACAUUAGAUUUUGUUCCUGUUGGUCUGAAGUAUUGCUUCGAUCGGACCUAUUUUGUCUCCGUAAGUUUUGAAUUGAUUUGUAUAAUCAGUUGCAUUGAAAAAUUUACACAGUGUCCUUCAAAUAAUUCCUAA